Messenger RNA from Cuscuta europaea, 1125 nucleotides. Lineage: Eukaryota; Viridiplantae; Streptophyta; Magnoliopsida; Solanales; Convolvulaceae. The record is from the annotation of a GenBank genome assembly.
GAUUAAAGAUCUUAUUAUAGCUAUUAAUUAUGGCUCUCUUGCGUUUUCAUUUUUAUCUCAUCUUCUUUUUUACUCUUAAUAGGAAGGUUAUGACUUCACCUAAUCUACAAAAUUAUGAUGAACUGGUUUUACCAACAGGAGUUGUUGGUCCUGAAAGUCUUUCUUUCGAUUGCGUCGGUCAAGGACCCUAUGCCGGUGUUUCUGAUGGAAGAAUCUUACGAUGGAAUGGAUCAAAUCAAAACUGGAUUGAGUUUGCUGUUACAACACCUAAUAGGGAUAGAGCAUUUUGCGAUGGAACAAAUGACUCCAGUAGAGAACCACAAUGUGGCAGACCAUUGGGUUUAAAAUUUCAUCCCAAAACUUGCGAACUUUACAUAACAGACGCUUAUUUUGGAUUGAUGAAAGUGGGACCAAAUGGCGGAAUUGCAACUCAACUUGCAAAUUCAGCUCAAGGAACUUCUUUCAAAUUUCUUAAUGAUUUAGAUAUCCAUGAUACUACUGGAGUUGUCUUUUUCACCGAUAGCAGCACACUCUACCAAAGAAGGGAUUUCUCACAGAUCAUUUCAAAUGGAGAUAGUACCGGAAGAUUGUUGAGAUUCGACCCAACUACCAAACAAGUGAGCAUAUUAUAUAGCGGGUUAGCAUUUCCUAAUGGGAUUGUUCUAUCCAGAGAUAAUACUUAUCUCCUUGUAGUUGAAUCAACAAGAAAUCAAAUUCUAAAGUUCAUGCUUUCGAGUUCCGAAAUUGGAACCCCAUCUGUGUUUGCUCGAGUGGAUAGGUUUCCAGAUAAUAUCAGAAAGAACAAUCAAGGGAACUAUUGGGUCGCAUUGAAUACACCGAGGGGAGGAUACUCUGAAAAUUUACUGGGUGUGUUGUUUGAUGAAAACGGAAGAGCAAUUCAAGUUGUGAACGGUGAUAGUGGCGAUACUCUUGAAUCCGUGAGUGAAAUUGAAGAGCGUAAUGGAAGAAUGUGGUUUGGAUCACCUCGGCAACCUUAUGUUGGCACCGGAAUUAGUUUUUAGAUUUUAUUUAUAUUUUAGAUUUAGAUUUGAGGUAUCUGUUAGUUUAAUUUUAAUGUGUUUGUGACUUUGUGUUUUCCGGAUACAAGUUUAUUUAUUUAUUUAU